GGACCGUAGCAAAGCACAUCUGAGAACAUGUCCAGCUCGAGCUAUGGAAGGCAACGCCGGAGAGGUCUGCUUCUCCUUGCGCUGAGCUUGGGACUGUGGCAGAACCUUUUCGUAGAUCCCCGUGGCCCGGCAAGUGGAAGGCGCGGAGAACUCAGAGCUGCAGCGCAAGAGGCCGUAAUUGAGGACGAGAAGGAUCAGAAGUACUUGGACCAACUCGAUGAUGACGAAGAGGGUCAGAAGGAGGAGCCGCUCGGCUCGCCGCGGCUCUUUUCGCUGGCGGAGCAGUGGGGCUUGUUGGGGCUCCUGGUCGGCCUUGCAGUGGCAAUUUCGGGCAUCGGCCCACAGCUCAUGGACUCCGCCGUCCUCGACUUCCUGGCUUUCACAGACGCCCUCGGGCAGGCCGCAGCACAGGUAGCCGCAGGCGGCAACAUAGGGGACAUGCUCGGCAUAUCCGAACCGGAGACUUUGAGCGGGGCAGCUGAGAUGGCAGGUGCCGCGCCUGAGGUCGCUGCCGCUGGGCUCGCUGCAGCGACUGGAGCAGCGGGUGGGAAAGCGGUUCAGGCGGCUGCCGCUGCGGCUGGUGAGGCCCUGGGUGUGUCCGCCCUAGAACCGGUGGCCGCUGUGGUGCAAGCGGGUCUGUUUGGCGCCCUUGGCAGCUUGGCGGGAAUCGUGGUGCAAGGCGUCAAGGAACCGACCAAGACGACGUCCGAGGAAGGCCGCCCGAGCUUCUUCGUGCCCUCGGCCACCUUCCCGAAGGAGGAAAAAGAGUCGGAGGGUGUGCGGCCCAUGCCUGGCUGGGAGCUGGCGAUGAGCAACUUCAAGAGGGAGUGGAGGAUGCUGCUCCGAGCCGCGCGUUUCCGGGGCUCUGCGCUGCGCCGCACACCCCGGUACGUGGACGACCUGGUGCUCAGCAACCAGGCCGUGCUGGACAGGGAGUAUGCUCGCCCUCAAGUUCCCACGCCGCCACCCGUGCGAGUUGCCUACGAUGUCCUAUGUUGGUUCAUAGAUGUCGUCUUUGAGGACCGUCCAAUCCAAAGGUUUUGGUUUCUGGAGACCGUCGCCAGAAUGCCCUACUUCGCCUACUCGUCAGUCCUCCAUCUCUAUGAGACCUUUGGAUGGUGGCGCUCGCCAGAGCUGCGAGCCGUCCAUGCGGCGGAGGAGGACAAUGAGCUGCACCACCUCUUGAUCAUGGAAUCCCUAGGUGGUGACCAGCGAUGGUUGGACAGGUUCUUCGCUCAGCAUGGGGCUGUAGCGUACUACUGGUUGCUGGUGCUGUUUUUCUUAGUGGACCCAAAGUGGUCCUACAAUUUCAGCCGCCUCAUCGAGGCCCAUGCAGUGGAUACAUACGGAGAGUUUGUGGAUGCCAACGCAGAGCGGCUGAGGAAGAUUCCUCCACCUCCCAUUGCGGUGGAGUACUACCUGAAGGACGAGAAUUACCUCUUUGACAAGAUGCAGACCAGCGUUCCAGCUGGCUUCAAGCGUCGGCCGCCCUGCGCAACUCUCUACGAUGUGUUUUCCAACAUCUGCGAUGAUGAGGAGGAGCACGUGCGGACCAUGACGGCAUGUGAGGAGUGGAGCCGGGGCGGCAAGCCGCCAGUGGACGUGGGCAUUAACUUCAACAGCAAGCUCUCCAAAGCCGAAUACGUGGAGAAGGUCACCCAGACGGCUGCCGGCCGUGCAGCUUGGGUGGCCUGGGGCGAAGAGGUUGCAAGACAUGCUGAAGCUGGUCGCGGUCAAGUUUGAGCCUCAAAGGCGCAUUCGGAGACGUGAAUCAAAUGCACAGGAAGCGGCGCUUCUUUUCCAGCUGCGCCGCGCCAGUUUUCCCAUCGAUUAGCGAACAGGUUGCAACGACAGGCUGUGCCAUAAAGAGUUGGCCUUGGCCGACCCUCGACACACCUGCACCCAGAGCUACAAGCUGGGGGCAAAGGUGACUGCGACUUGAGUUGGCAAACAGCAAAGGGUGUCCCACAAGACGGUGCCUUCUUUUGUCGUGCAUGGCCGGCAUGACCUUCUGACGAGUGCUUC
Molecule: messenger RNA, 2025 nt
Organism: Effrenium voratum
Lineage: Eukaryota; Dinophyceae; Suessiales; Symbiodiniaceae
Source: the annotation of a GenBank genome assembly